AUGGAGGAGCUAAGAAGACAGCAGCAAAUGAAUAAAGACGAUGAAUCAUCUUUGCGAGAACUUCACCUGACAGUAUUGAAGUUUUGGAUCGAAAAAGUAGUGGAGGAGCUUCAUUCUAUCGAAGAAGAGCUACCCCUGGUGGACAUGAUGGCAAAGCGACAACGUGAUUUGAAUGAUAGGCCAGAACAGCCUGUCACUAUGGCACCGAAACACGAUAAAGCCGAGCCAGGUUUGAAGCCAUUUAUUCUUACACGCACCGAGAAGCAAAAAGAGGUGUUCGGGCUUGGUUAUCCAGCUAUACCCUCCAUGACUGUAGAUGAAUGGUACAACCAAAAAUUUGGCAAUAACGCAGCAUCACUGAAUAGUCAGAAACCUGGAUGCUCCGACGGUCAAGCUGGAGAUACCGGUGAGAAAGAACAUGCUGAAGAAGACGAUGACGAAUCCAGAGCCAGGAUGAUGAGAUGGGACGAGUAUAAGGACGAUCAUCGUCGCGGAUGGGGUAAUACGCACAACAAAGGAUAA
Cylicostephanus goldi is the source of this 522-nucleotide messenger RNA. The record is from the annotation of a GenBank genome assembly. Lineage: Eukaryota; Metazoa; Nematoda; Chromadorea; Rhabditida; Strongylidae.